Messenger RNA from Lynx canadensis (Canada lynx), 1281 nucleotides. RefSeq names its product putative MORF4 family-associated protein 1-like protein UPP. The record is from RefSeq and is a predicted model, not a curated record. NCBI's taxonomy places the organism in Eukaryota, Metazoa, Chordata, Mammalia, Carnivora, Felidae. The transcript has 2 exons. The coding region runs from base 10 to 345 and encodes 111 amino acids.
GGCGGCGCGAUGUGGCCCGAGGGCGCGGACGAGCGGCGGGCGCCCGAGCAGCCCCGCGACCGCCCCCGGAGCCCCGCGCGCGCCGCCCUCGAGCGCGAGCACGUGCGCGCGCACCUGCGGGCCCGCCUGAAGCUGCUGGAGGUGGGGAUCCUGCUGGACCGGCUGCAGAGCGAGGUGGACUCGGUGGAGGGCGCCGUGGGUCAGGGCCGCUGCGGGAGCGGCGAGGCGGAGGAGCGGGUGCUGAAGCUGUACGAGAAGGCGGAGAGGAAGGCCGCCGAGGUGGCGCGGAUGGGGCGGAGGAUCGUGGAGCUCCACGGCCAGAUCGACAGCUGCGGCUUCUCCUGAAGGACGCGGGCGCGGGUUCACCAUCAGACUCUGGUUGACCGGUCCGCUGACGCCCUGGAAAAGCUGAAACCCGAGAACCUGUUGUUCUCACUUCUUUGUUUUUGUGUAGACGUCGUUUCUACGUAUACUGUUAAAUCCGCAUGUUAGUCUGUGUGGUGACCACUGUGUGGUUAUAGAUUGCCAAAUGUAUUUAGUUCUGCGAAGAACUUUUACUGGGGAAAGGUUCUCAAAGCAGUUUGAGUCUAGAUUGUAAACUGAUGAGGUGGUCAUGUUUUUAUGCUUGGAAUUUCUCAAUGUUUUACAUUUUUCUGUUUCUGGGCAUUUGACUAUAUCUCAUGUGACCUAAUCACUGCUGGAAAGUCUGGGCCGAGGAAGACACCGUGUCGGUUGUCAAAGAGCGGAGUUGCUGAAGGAGUUGCGCCUGCUUCGCUGGAAAGUGCCACCAGAAAAGGGAUGGGAAGUGGUGGUGACAAGUUCAGAACUUGUCAUUUCUCUGUGACACCAACAAGGCUUCCCUCUGAAAUUAAGUCGCAGUAUUUGGCGCAUGUAACGUGAACUCUUGGGAGAGCUUGGACAACCCGGCAGAGUCUGAUUUGUGGUUGUGUUCUUACAUUUUGUUUGUGGUCUGGCUUAAGGUUCAGCUUCACGGAUAGCUCUCGGUAGUGCAUUUCCGGCUCUCUGAGGCCUGGAAAGAGGGAUGUGCCUUAAUGGUCCCAGGAAGGAGCUGUGGACUUAAACUGACCAGGGCCAGCACCAUUUCAUGGGCUGUUAAUUGUCUGGUUACGCUCAUUUGAAUAGCACACACACCCCCACCCCCCCCCCCCCCCCCCGUCGAUUUGAGGUUGAAACAACGUAUGUAAUAAGCAUCUGUAAGUUUGCCCAAAUAAACCAAAGCCCUGCAACUUUGCCAGGAAACAGAUAAUAAAAAACGUUUCU